This is a messenger RNA of Microthlaspi erraticum, 3132 nucleotides long. The record is from the annotation of a GenBank genome assembly. Lineage: Eukaryota; Viridiplantae; Streptophyta; Magnoliopsida; Brassicales; Brassicaceae.
AUGUACUACCUCUCCACUUCUUGUCUGGUCUUUUCCUUCCUCUUCUCCUUAUUACACCUUAUUCCUUGUAAUUCAAGUAAACUUGGAUGGAACAUCAGCACCACUUUCCCCUUAUGGGGAGGGACUCAUCACAAAUCUUGCGAUCCUCCAUCGCUAGGGUUUCACUGCAACAAAAGCGUCACCUAUUUAUCCAUCUCAGAUCAAGAGUUCAAAGUUCUACAUAUAAAUCAAACAUCUAACACUCUUACACUUGCAAGAACAGAUCAUCUUGGCUCCUUUUGCUCCUCUAGAUUCUCCAACACAACCUUACCUCCAGAUUUUUUCAAGCUUUCCCCAAUCUACAAGACCUUCACGGUAUUUCACAACUGCAAUAACUUUCGUCUCGACCUUUCGUCACGAUAUAUAUGUCCAAAGAUAGGAUUUAUCUCAGUGUCUGAAAACCCUUACCGCUAUAUCGAUUUCUGCCUGUCAAGUUUCACCGUGAAUGUUCCUACGAGUUUCCUUUCAAAAGAGAAGGAUUUGAAUAUGACCGAUUUGGAAAGAGUUUUAAGAAAUGGGUUUGAGGUGAAAAUGAAGAUCGAUAAGAACGAAAUCUGUGGCUUCAACGAAAUCUUGCCAUUUGGAGUUACUUGCGGUCCACUCCCUCCACCAGCAACUCCAACUGAUCAAACAUCAAACACUCUUAGACUCUCCAGAGCAGAGCUUGUAGGUUCUUUUUGCAACGCUACAUUCACAGCCACAACUUUACCUCCCGAGAUCUUUGAGCUUUCGUCAAACUACAAGAACCUCACUGUUUUCUCCCUCUGCAACCCUAAGCUUAAUUACCAUUCGAGCUAUAAAUGUCCUGGUAGAGGUCUUGUCUCAGUGUCUGAAAACCACGAUUAUCAUAGUUCCUGCGAUGACAGUUUCAUGAUUAACGUUCCAAAGAGCUUCGUUCCAGAAGAAAAAGAGUUGAAUGUAAGCAAGUUGGAGAGUGUUCUAAGUACAGGCUUUGACGUGAUGGUGAAGAUCGAUAAGAAAGCUUGUCAAGAAUGUUCAUCUUCUCAUGGAAUCUGCGGCUUUGAAAAUACCACACAGGUUUGCUGCAACGAAUCCUCAUCAUCAGAAUGCAAUAAACUCCAUCUCCCAGAUGCUAGUGAUCUUUAUACACGCUGUAGACCACCGUUCAGCUGCGGCAAUCAGAGCGAGCUCUUCUACCCUUUCUGGAUAUCUGGCAGACAAGGCUGUGGCCACCCGGACUUCAAGCUUGAAUGCAAGGACAGUGUUGCGGAGGUUAGCAUCUCGGGCGUGAAGUACAGAAUCCUAGAGGUGAAAUAUGACUCCAGUACUAUAAGACUUGCCAGAUCGGAAUAUAGCGGUGGUCUUUGUCCGCAAGAUCCUUUAUAUGCGACAUUCGACGAAACUGUCCUUCAAUUUGCUCCUAACACAGAGCUGCUAACGAUUUAUCACGACUGCAGCCGAGACUUUACACGACAUGUUUCUACUUACGUUGGAGAGCUUACUUGUGAUGGCGAUGAUGGUGAUGAAAGAAGAAGCUACUAUGUGACAAGAAACAUCUCAUCCUCUCUACUUAACGGGAUUAGAGAGUCUUUAAACGAGAUCGGGUUAUCUUGCAAUAACGUCAGUGUUCCUGCAUCUGGGCCUUCGCUGACCAGAUUGCAGAAUGAUCAGACUCGAGAUAAUCUGCAGAAGGCUCUUGCGUAUGGUUUUGAGCUUGGACUUAACCAAGAAUGUCUAAAGUGCAUAGAAGCUAACGGUGCUUGUGGAUAUAAUCAGAGUAAAUUCGACUGCUAUAACAUAGAAGUGACACAACAAAACAGUCCUAGAAAGAACAAGGGUCUCUCUGCUGGUAUAAUCGCAGGCAUUGUGGCUGCUUCUGGAGCACUAGUGGCCAUACUCAUAGCAGGAGCUUUGUUCUGUAUCAUCCGCCGGAGAAGGAAGACGAAGGCAUCAUCUCAAUACACAACAAGCAAAGACUUGCCAAUAACCUCUUACUCAACAAGCAAAGCAACAUCAAGCUACAAUCCAACUUCCACAACAAUCUCCACCAGCAGCAACCACUCUCUCGUCCCAUCAAUCUCCAACCUCGGAAGCACCUACAUCGGCGUUCAAGUCUUCAGAUACGAAGAGCUCGAGGAAGCCACCGAGAAUUUCUCUAGAGAGCUCGGCGACGGCGGCUUCGGUACCGUCUACUACGGCGUGUUGAAAGACGGACGAGCCGUGGCGGUGAAACGGCUCUACGAGAGGUCGCUGAAACGCGUCGAGCAGUUCAAGAACGAGAUCGAGAUCUUGAAGUCGCUGAAACAUCCGAACCUCGUGAUUCUCUACGGAUGCACGUCGAGACACAGCAGAGAGCUUUUGCUCGUCUACGAAUAUAUCUCAAACGGAACCCUCGCCGAGCAUCUUCACGGCGAUCGCGCUGAGUCUCGUCCUCUUUGUUGGACUGUUCGUCUCAACGUCGCGAUCGAAACCGCAAGCGCUUUAUCCUACCUCCACAAAUCAGGGAUCAUACAUAGGGAUGUGAAGACGACGAACAUUCUUCUAGACGAGAAUUCGACGGUGAAAGUAGCUGAUUUCGGUCUCUCACGGCUGUUUCCGAUGGAUCAAACUCACGUCUCCACGGCGCCGCAAGGCACUCCGGGAUACGUAGAUCCGGAGUAUUACCAGUGUUACCAACUAAACGAGAAGAGCGACGUGUACAGCUUCGGAGUCGUGCUCGCCGAGCUAAUCUCGUCAAAAGAAGCCGUCGACAUCACCAGGCACCGCCACGAUAUCAACUUAUCGAACAUGGCGGUCUCCAAAAUCCAGAACGACGCGCUUCACGAGCUCGUCGAUCCGAGUCUGGGAUUCGACAAGGAUCCGGAAGUGAGGAGGAGGAUGAUGUCGGUGGCGGAGCUCGCGUUCCGGUGUCUGCAACAGGAGAGGGAAGUCCGGCCGGCGAUGGACGAGAUCGUGGAGAUUCUGAGAGGGAUUAAGGAGGAGAUUCGCGAUUCGUCGGCGCCGGAUGUGGUGGAUAUUGAAGGAAGCAGUGGAGAUGACGUUGGGUUGCUGAGGCAUAGUGUUCCUCCGCCGGUUUCGCCGGAGACUGAUAAGUGGACGAGUAGUUCCGAUACGGCGGCGAGUUCAUAUUGA